GUGAAUUAUGUAUACAACUGUUUUUAAAAAAUAUAUUAUGCUUACUUGUUUGAUAAGAAAUUGAUACAUUGUAUUAUUGAGUUGUGCUAUAAUUCUGCCUCUGUAUAGUCCCUAUAUAAACAUUCCGUUAGCAAAUUAGAAAGUAUAGUAGCUUUAAUUGACAGUGGGGGAUAUGGGGAAUAUUAAGUUUUUGUUGUUAGUGUUUUUUCUAAUAGUAGUUGUGGUGAAUGGUUGUUGGGAGGAAGAGAGAAAUGCUCUCUUGGAGCUGCAAACAAAUAUAAUGAGUUCGAAUGGCGAAUUGUUGGUUGAUUGGGCUGGUUACAAUGCGGCUCAUUUUGUAGAUUGUUGUUUUUGGGAUAGGGUAAAAUGCAGCUUAGAAACAGGUCGAGUUAUCAAACUCGAUCUCGAAGCAGAUUUUGGUACAGGCGAUGGUUGGCUAUUCAAUGCCUCUCUCUUUCUUCCAUUCAAGUCUCUGCAAGUUCUUUUAUUGUCUUCCCAAAAUAUUAUAGGAUGGACAAAAAAUGAAGGGUUCAGUAAGCUAAGACAGCUUCCCAACCUGAAAGAAGUCGAUUUGCAAUAUAAUCCGAUAGAUCCUAAAGUUUUACUAUCAUCUUUAUGUUGGAUUUCAUCUCUUGAGGUUUUAAAACUUGGUGUAGAUGUUGAUACCUCAUUCAGCAUACCGAUGACAUAUAAUACUAAUAUGAUGAGUAAGAAAUGUGGAGGACUAAGUAAUUUAAGAGAACUCUGGUUUGAAGGCUAUGAAAUCAAUGACAUCAAUAUCCUUUCUGCAUUGGGUGAACUCAGGAAUUUAGAGAAACUCAUUUUGGAUGAUAAUAACUUCAAUUCCACCAUCUUUUCGUCACUCAAGAUUUUUCCGUCUCUCAAGCAUCUCAAUCUCGCUGCCAAUGAAAUAAAUGGAAAUGUCGAAAUGAAUGAUAUAAUUGAUUUGAGCAAUUUGGAAUAUCUGGAUCUCUCGGAUAACAAUAUACACAGCUUUGCGACUACCAAAGGUAACAAAAAAAUGACUUCUCUGCGGAGUUUACUAUUGGGAAGUUCCUACUCCAACUCGAGCAGAGUCAUACGAUCCCUAAAAUCUUUCUCAUCUCUUAAAUCACUUUCCUAUAAAAAUAGUAAUCUCACUUCUCCCAGCAUAAUUUACGCAUUAAGAAAUCUGAGCACGGUGGAGUACCUAUACUUUAAGGGAUCUUCUUUAAAUGACAACUUUCUCCCAAACAUUGGACAAAUGACUUCUCUUAAAGUGUUGAAUAUGCCUUCUGGUGGAAAUAAUGGCACCCUCCCUAAUCAAGGUUGGUGUGAACUCAAAUACAUUGAAGAGCUGGAUUUUUUAAACAAUAAUUUUGUGGGAACAUUGCCUUUGUGUCUUGGAAACUUGACAUCCCUUCGAUGGUUGAGUUUGGCUGGGAAUAACUUACAUGGAAAUAUAGCGUCACAUUCUAUUUGGAGGAGACUCACAUCACUUGAGUACUUGGAUAUUGCGGAUAACCAAUUUGAUGUUCCUCUGUCAUUCAGCCAAUUUUCUGACCAUAAAAAAUUGAUCUACUUGAAUGUUGGUUAUAAUACAAUAAUUACAGACACCGAAUACCAAAAUUGGAUUCCAAAUUUCCAGUUGGAGUUUUUUGCUAUCCAAAGAUGUAUAGCUCUUCAAAAAUUGCCUUCUUUCCUUCACUACCAAUAUGACUUGAGGAUUCUUGCUAUCGAAGGAAAUCAAUUGCAAGGAAAGUUCCCGACAUGGUUGUUAGAAAAUAACACCAGACUUGCAGCGAUCUAUGGUAGAGAUAAUGCUUUCAGCGGACCACUCAAGUUGCCAUCGAGUGUUCACCUCCAUCUAGAGGCGGUUGAUGUCUCUAAUAAUAAACUAAAUGGACAUAUUCCACAAAAUAUGAGUUUAGCCUUCCCAAAGCUUCUCAGUUUGAACAUGUCACACAAUCAUCUUGAAGGUCCUAUACCUUCCAAGAUUAGUGGUAUUUAUUUAACAAUUCUCGACUUAUCUGUCAAUUUCUUGUCUGGAGAAGUUCCUGGUGAUCUGGCAGUUGUUGAUUCUCCACAAUUGUUUUACCUUCGGUUGUCAAACAACAAGCUUAAAGGAAAAAUAUUUUCGGAGGAGUUCAGACCACAUGUAUUAUCCUUUUUGUACUUGAAUGAUAAUAACUUUGAAGGUGCAUUACCUAGUAAUGUUUUUCUCAGCUCCCUUAUUACACUGGAUGCUAGCAGGAAUAAUUUCUCCGGAGAAAUUCCAGGAUGCACUAGGGAUAACAGAAGAUUGUUACAACUUGAUUUGUCCAAAAAUCAUCUCCAAGGUUUGAUUCCAGUUGAGAUUUGCAAUUUGAAGAUUAUUAAUGUCUUAGCUAUAUCUGAAAACAAGAUUUCAGGAUCGAUACCAUCUUGUGUGAGUUCUUUACCUCUCAAACACAUCCAUCUACAGAAAAAUCAAUUGGGUGGUGAAUUGGGGCAUGUAAUUUUUAACUUCUCUUCUCUGAUAACUUUGGAUCUUCGCUACAACAAUUUUGCAGGGAAUAUCCCAUACACCAUAGGCUCACUUAGUAAUCUGAAUUACCUUCUCCUUAGCAAUAACAAAUUGGAAGGAGAUAUUCCAACUCAGAUUUGUAUGCUGAACAAUUUAUCUAUCGUGGAUUUAUCUUUCAAUAAGCUUUAUGGUCCACUCCCUCCUUGUUUGGGUUACUUAACACAAACCAAAAAGGAUGCAGAGAUAAGUUGGACUUAUUUUGCUGAGAAUUAUAGGGGUUCAUGGUUAAAUUUUGUGAUCUGGAUGCGUUCGAAAAGGCAUUAUCACGAUAGUCAUGGACUUCUAAGUGACUUGUUUUUGAUGGAUGUGGAAACUCAGGUCCAGUUUUCAACCAAAAAAAACUCAUACACUUAUAAGGGAAACAUUCUAAAAUAUAUGUCAGGUAUUGAUCUCUCAAGUAAUAGAUUGACAGGUGAAAUUCCUGUUGAGUUAGGGAACAUGAGCAAUAUACAUGCAUUGAAUCUAUCACACAACCAUCUCAACGGAAGAAUACCAAAUACCUUCUCCAAUCUACAGGAAAUUGAGAGCUUAGACCUUUCCUGCAACAGAUUGAAUGGGAGCAUUCCUGUUGGUCUACUUGAGCUAAAUUCUUUGGCAGUAUUCAGUGUUGCAUACAAUAACUUAUCGGGUGCAGUGCCUGAUUUUAAAGCUCAAUUUGGAACUUUCAACAAAAGCAGCUACGAGGGAAAUCCUUUUCUUUGCGGUUAUCCAUUAGAUAACAAGUGUGGGAUGAGUCCUAAAUUGUCAAAUACCUCCAACAUUAAUGGAGAUGAAGAAUCAUCAGAGUUGGAGGAUAUUCAGUGUUUUUACAUUGGCUUUGUUGUGUCUUUUGGAGCUAUCUUGUUGGGAUUAGCUGCAGCGCUCUGCUUGAAUCGUCAUUGGAGAAGAGCAUGGUUUAGGAUGAUAGAGGCAUUGAUGUUUUAUUGUUACUAUUUUGUGUUGGACAACAUUGUUACACCCAUCAAGAGUAGAUGGUACAAGAAUGUUGGUUAGGUAUUGUUGUAUGUCUAUUCGAUCACUAUUAUUAUGUUGUGAUACUCUUUUAUCAAUAUAAAAAUCCAAUCGAUGUUGUUACAA
This is a messenger RNA of Solanum lycopersicum (tomato), 3622 nucleotides long. RefSeq names its product cuscuta receptor 1. The record is from RefSeq and is a predicted model, not a curated record. NCBI's taxonomy places the organism in Eukaryota, Viridiplantae, Streptophyta, Magnoliopsida, Solanales, Solanaceae. Gene Ontology annotation, molecular function: protein binding.